This is a messenger RNA of Closterium sp. Yama58-4, 699 nucleotides long. The record is from the annotation of a GenBank genome assembly. NCBI's taxonomy places the organism in Eukaryota, Viridiplantae, Streptophyta, Zygnematophyceae, Desmidiales, Closteriaceae.
AUGGUGGCCUUCACAGCUCAGGCCCUGCCCUCGGGCCCGCCUGCCAUGGCUCUAUCUCAGCCGGACUACGGGCUUACGGGGGAGGAGAGGGGCGCUGCACUGGUGCCGUGGCAGCAGCUGCCUGUGGCGCGCACCGACAGCAAUGAGCUGGAGGAUGCGCGCUGGUUCCAUCGGGACUUCAUUCGAGCGCUUCUCAACGACUCCGCCUGCAACACCUGGCUGCAGCAGCCGCUUGCUGCAGACGCCUCCGCAGCCCCCCCUGCACCGCCCUAUCAGCCCUCUGGCACCACGUGGGCCUUCCCCCCACUCCCGCGCUCUGCUGUCGCCAUCCCUGGCCCCCAUGCCAUCGCGCACUCGCUGCUGGCGGGCUGGGCCAGGGGGGAUGGGGUAGGGGUGGGUGGGGAGGGAGGGGAGGGAAAGGAGGGCGUGGAGGACGGGGACUGGCCUGGAGAAAGGGUGCCUGACGUGGAUAUUGACACAGGCACAUUCAAGUAUGUGCUCAUGCGCCUCAAGUCGCCAGAGAAUGGCCGUUCCAAGCUGAUAGUGCGAGGGGACAAGAGGGCGCCUUUCCACAACGAUGUGCUACAGCACACGGCACGCUUCAUGGCGGCCCUGGGGCUUAAGGUGGAGGCUGUGGGUGGCGGUCGAAUCAACCACGAUGCUGCAAAGAAGCAAAUCACCAUCUAUGGCUUUUCACAG